Molecule: messenger RNA, 618 nt
Organism: Aphanomyces astaci
Lineage: Eukaryota; Oomycota; Saprolegniomycetes; Saprolegniales; Verrucalvaceae
Exons: 4
Coding region: 1-618 (205 amino acids)
Source: RefSeq, a predicted model, not a curated record
AUGCAGCAAGUGGUGUGUGUCCGGUACAACACGCAGCUGCGCGCAGCCGGUGUCGACGUCUCGACGGAGGGCGGCGCCGGGGUCAACAUCCCGACCAAGGGAACGGCCGAGAACAUGCAGUUGCCUGGGUCGCCGAUAAACUCGGGAUUGGGAGAGGCCCCACCAGGUGACUCGCAGUGGCAGCCUGCCUCCCAGUCCGAUGUCGGCUCCAGUGCGACAUCCGACCUCGAUGGGCCCGUUGCCACAGUCGACGGCGGCGCGCUCAUCAGCGGCAAGGACAGCUUCAAGGAGCGCGACCAACAGAAGCUCGCAAAGCGCUUCAUCGUGUACGCCCGCGGCCAAGACGCCAUUAGCGUGAGCAGCGGUGUGCGCAUCGGGACGACGGAGUGGGAGGCGAUGUUCGAGGCGUCGAUGCUCAUACCAACGUCGAGCAAGGCCGUCGUCGUCGCCCGCCUCAAGCUGCUGUCGAUGGACCACACCCUCAUCCGCACGAGCGACUGCAUGACGGACUGGCAGGCGAGGUACUUGGACAUCCUCACGGAUGAGGCAGCCGAGGACAUUGACUCUACCAUCCCAAGACCGUCAUCAAGACGCUCAUGCAUCGCAUCAAGCCCAUAG